AUGCCGAAGAAGCCCGACUCUGUGAAGCCUUCCGCCAAAAGACGUGAGAAAUUGAAGCAAGUUGCCCAGGAUUUCUUCCAUCUAUUUGACAUAAAUGAGAUUCAUGAAGGUGUCUUUGAAGAUGUGGCGUGGCAUCUCAGGCAUGCGUAUUUAUUUUGUUCUGUUGGAGAUGAUGAAUAUCGGCAUACAUGGGACCUUCGUACUCCAGCUGUUAGCAAGCCUAUACAAUCUGUGGAUGAGCCGCUCGAUUUUAAGGGGUUGGACUGUCUGCUCUGCCUGAAGUCAACCCUAAAAUCGAGAAGUUCGAUAACUUUAGGAUGGUUGAACUUGCGGCAAUGGAAGCUGGAGGCCUGUCUAAAAACUUGGUGGUAUUGUUGUGGAUGGACAGACCGCCGGCAACAGCUGGCCAUCGGGGAUGGAUUUCUCGAUUAUGCACGACACACAACAGACUAUAAAAGUGGUUCGGAUCGCGGAUUUCCCCUUCGAUUACGGUUCUCCGUAGGUACACGGGAGGAAGAGCCGGCAGGGCCUCCGGUCGAGGAGCUCGCAGGCUUUAAAUUAUUUUUUCGUUACUGUAGCAGCUUUGGAAAAGGGCAGCGGACCCGAGCUAGCAGGCGGACUACCACACAGAUUUGUGUCGACUCAAAUUUCAUUUUAUCAUUCCCCCAAAAUUUUCUCCCCAAAUUUUCACGCUCUCUCCGGUGCAAUUUUCCUCUACUCUUCGGCGACCACUGCUCCUCUCCUCUCCGGCGACUGAUGCUCCUCUCCUCUCCGGCAACUCACGCACCCGCGCUGCUCCUAUCCUCGCCAGACGCACUGUGCUGCUCCUCACCCGACUCGUGCACUGUCGUUGCUCCUCUCCGCACCGGACACACAUGCACUGCUCCGACGCACCUGCCCUGCUCCGCCGGCUUCUUCACCCUCUCAUCGCUUCCCAAGGGUUUAGGGGGUUUGGUGCAAGGAGGCCAAUAUAUUGGGAAGAAUAGAAGGGCAUUAAGUGCAAUUAAUGCGAACAUAACUGGAGUUCCCCCUCACCCUCGCGCUGUUGUAAAACGAGGGGCUCUAAAAGAGAGGUUUGCUGCCCAAGUGGCUGUCAAAGAGCAGCAUCCAUCACUUGAGAAAGUAAAGCCACUCGUUCAAUCAAAUUCGAGCACAAACUGUCCGGAGGACUGUAUUACUAUAGACUCAAUAGAUGAAGAGGAUCACAGGGCCAUGGACGAACAUGACGUGCCCAUGUCCGUGCAGCAUACAGAAGCUUGGAGGAAAUCGACAGUAUG
Striga hermonthica is the source of this 1277-nucleotide messenger RNA. The record is from the annotation of a GenBank genome assembly. NCBI's taxonomy places the organism in Eukaryota, Viridiplantae, Streptophyta, Magnoliopsida, Lamiales, Orobanchaceae.